AAGGUCAGUGGGUUGGUGGCAGAUGACGGGCAGUUGAUCGAAGUUUACCUUGCCGACCGUGUAGGAACUCGGGCGGUCCAGACGGUCGCAUGUGGUGCGCAACAUGAUGUUGGCAGCCAUGCUUGCUGUUGCUGCCAUGGUCGAUCAAGCAAGAGGGAGUUGGGAGGUCGAGGUGUGAUGCGACACGGUGAUGGUGACGAUGAGGAGCAGACAGUAAAUAGUAAAUAGUCGCUGGCUGAAAGGCUCUAAGUGACGUGGUCCAAGCUUGUCGGUAUACCGCGUCGACCGAGUGUUUGCGACGAGCUCCCGUCUAGAAAGCUUCACUCGUGUCUCUUCUUGCCAGACCCUUGCACUCUGUCUGUAUCCUCAACAAUGGCAAGAGUGCUCAGGCAUACCCCGGACUGGCUCUCGGCGCCUUCAGCGGGCUACAAUUUGUUCCAGCGCAGCGCCGACACAAAGGCUGCUGCUUUUCGCAAUGCAACUCAAAAGACCGACUCUCGCGGCCCUACGCGCACCAUUGCCCACCGUGGUACAGAGAUCUUCGUACUGGUCGGCAAUGAAAUCAGAUGGUCCGACCUGGUCAUGCUAAAGGAUGCUCCUCGAGACGACGACUUCCAAACUUACAGGAUCCUGAAAACUCCCGUCGCCGGCCAGAUCAAACAGCUCGUCGUCUCGCCCCGUGGCGACUACCUCGCCAUUCUCACUUCUCACACGGUCCACAUUGCCAUCUUGCCCGAUUCUUCCCAUCUCUCCGUCAAGGAUGACUCUCCGCUUCGCAUCAAGGCCUUCCAGCUCGGUCCCACGGCACAUGUGCUCGAACAAGCCCCCGUCGUCUCUGCCCUAUGGCAUCCUCUCGGCCACCUGGGUAGCUGCCUGGUCACCGUCACAAAAGACGCCUGUCUGCGCCUCUGGGAACUCAAUCGCGACUCUCGCGCCUCCUUUGACCAACCCGAGCUGGCCCUUGACCUGAAGAAGCUCGCAAAUGCCACUUCAUCCGAUCAGGAUUUUGCUGCCUCAAACUACGGCGCCAGCAAAGCUUUCUCGCCCGACUCGAUCGAGAUGGAAGUCGCCGCCGCUUGCUUUGGUGCCAGAGCCACCUCGGACGAACACGGCUGGGCCUCGAUGACCAUGUGGAUUGCCAUGACCGAAGGCGACGUCUAUGCUCUCUGUCCCCUGCUGCCUUCCAAGUGGGAACCCACCCCGACUACUAUUCCUUCUCUGUCGACUGCCGUGGUAGCCAAGGCCGAGGCCAUCUCUCAAUCUGAUCCCACUCCAGAGGAACGCCGUAUCGUAGACCAACAGCAACGAUGGCUCGCCGAGAUUGAUAAUCAGGAUCCUCUGAUCGUCUCACAUGCUGACACUCUGGCUGACUUUGAAGUUUACACUCGCCCCUCCAAUCCCCCAGCUAUCCCAAAGCUGCAAGGUCCCUUCUAUCUUAGCCCGGAUUCCGACCUUGAUUCAAUCACCGACAUCUUUGUCGUGGCUCCCCGUCUUGAUGACGAUGCAUUGAUGCAGGAAGAGGAUCAAGAUGACUUCCUUGGCCACGACGGUCUUUCGGUCGGCAUAGUCUGCUUGGCUACCGCUUCUGCCAAGGUUCACAUCUGUCUCGAUCUCGAUGGCGUUGAGGCCCAAUGGCUGCCGUCCAGACGCGCCGCUUUCCGCCGUCGCUUUGACGAAGAAGAGUCUUUCUCCGAAUUGCUCCUUGUUGAAACCCUUGCUACUCCUGAAACCACAAACUCAUGGCCUACCUUUACUUCUAUCGAUACCAGCCGCUACGCCUUCCUCCUCAGCUCCAACGAAGGCAUCUUCAACAUCUCCCUCGAGCCUUGGAUCGCUCCUCUUGAGGACGAACUCAUCAACCCUUCCGACUCUGGUGCCGCCUUCCGUCUCGACGUACUGUUCGAUGUUGAGAGAUCAUCCAUUGAUCGCAUCCUCAAACGUAGCACCGAAUCUGGAGUUGCUCCAGCCUGCGUAUCGAUUAUAGACUCUGACCUAGGUCACUUUGUCCUGACUGCUACCUCUUCUCAGCCUCAAGCUGUGGUAUUGGACCUCCCAGUGGAUCGAUCAUUAUACAACUCAUUUGCUCCCGAUGACACUCCGUUGGCUCUCGCCGCACCUGAUGUCCGUCAACCAUACCAACCCUCCGAAGCCUUCUUCGCCUCAUCAGCCCUCGCUGGCUUCCUCGACUCAGCGGUGCAAAGAAACACUCAACUAAGAAAAGCAGACCUGAAGACACAAGUCCGCUUCUCCCCAGCCACCCUAGAACUCCUCACCGAUGCCCACCGCCUGCUUUCCACAGAAACAAGUAGACUGGGAGCUGCGGCCGCCGACCUCUUCCGCCGCUGCGAAAGAAUGCGCGCAGAAUUAUCAGAGCAAAUCCGCCAAGUCGACGCAAUCUCCAAGCGCGCCGAUGCCGUAACAGGCGACGACGAUGAUGGUCAAGAUACAGAUCAACCGCGCGUGGUCGGCAAAGACAAGAUUGACGAGCGUAUGGAGGCUGCACGCACGCGAUCGAAAGCACUCGCCAAACGCGUCGAAGCCAUGCGUCGCCGCAUGGCAGGCCUAGGCGGCAAAGAACUAAGUGCAAAGGAAGAAGCCUGGGCAGCGGAAGUAGCAGCCCUCUCGACCAGUCUAGGUGAUGUCGAAACCAAGGCCCCACAAGAAACCGGAGCAGAAACAGAAGCCGGAGCCACAGAAGACGAUCUAACAAGUCGUCUAACAGCAGUAGGAGAACUCAAACGCACCCUCGUCGCUCGCGCAAAGGAAACUGCAGACCGACAGAAAGCCCUCACGUCAAAUGGAUCUCCAGAUGAAGAUGCACAAGAAUCACAAGAUCUGAGUGCUAGUAUGAGUCGUAUACCCAUCGAUUUCAGGAAACAGAAAAUCGCUCAGGUCAUGCAGUUGUUGGAGCGUGAAACCGCUUUGGUGGAUGCGGUCAGUGAUCGUUUGGGCAAGUUGAAGGGACUGGGUAAUUCAAUUUCGCCAUUCUAAGGGAGGUUGAGAGACAGCUGUGUUUCAGAUUCGUGUUUUUGGAUGAGAUUGAUGGCAUAGAGAAGGAGUCCCUCGGAAAGGACAAGGAAGAAAAACAUACGAAUUCUUGCAUAUAUCUCACAAUGAAAAGAAAAUCAUCGUCAUCGUCAUCAGCAGCCAAAAGGGCGGAUUGUAUCGUGAUCGCAAAAUAGGAGGUGUUUUCUCGGCACGAAAGUGAAACAUGUAUUCGUAUUUCGGCCGGAAAAAAGUCCAUGUCUAUGUUGGGCUUGCAAAGAAGAGACUAAUGCCAGGAAAUAGGAAGAAAUCGGUCAUCAAACAACGGACCAACAAAGAAGACAUUGUCCUCCUGUCAGAAAACGGUUUUUGAUUUGGAAAGAAAAAUCGCGCAUGUUACGCCACGUAGAGCAGCAAGAAGAAAAAAUCCACUCCCACACACAUUGAAAGAUUCUGAUAGACAGAUC
Molecule: messenger RNA, 3452 nt
Organism: Aureobasidium subglaciale EXF-2481
Lineage: Eukaryota; Fungi; Ascomycota; Dothideomycetes; Dothideales; Saccotheciaceae
Exons: 2
Coding region: 373-2991 (872 amino acids)
Biological process (GO): ribosomal large subunit export from nucleus; mRNA export from nucleus; ribosomal small subunit export from nucleus
Cellular component (GO): nuclear pore
Molecular function (GO): structural constituent of nuclear pore
Source: RefSeq, a predicted model, not a curated record